Molecule: messenger RNA, 4966 nt
Organism: Empidonax traillii (willow flycatcher)
Lineage: Eukaryota; Metazoa; Chordata; Aves; Passeriformes; Tyrannidae
Gene: SLC12A1
Product: solute carrier family 12 member 1
Exons: 27
Coding region: 673-3966 (1097 amino acids)
Biological process (GO): sodium ion transmembrane transport; potassium ion homeostasis; cell volume homeostasis
Cellular component (GO): membrane
Molecular function (GO): sodium:potassium:chloride symporter activity
Source: RefSeq, a predicted model, not a curated record
CAUGAUCUGUGCACAGAAUCUGGCAUAGCUGGGAGGGAAAUGGAGAUAACAAAAGUAUUUUCAGGCCCCCUUAGAAAUUUUGCAAUGCCAUAAAGUCAGUAAUUGUAAUGGAUAGGUACAUUUGCUGGUUAAUAGGUAACAAGCUAGAAUGUCUCUCUAAAUCACCAUCUAGAAAUGUUUUGAAAGAGAGGGAUUGGAUGGUCUAUUCAGUGUAUUAAGUAGGAGAAAAAUCUGGCCAAUAAGGCAGAGUCUGUAAUGCCUCAAAGAGUGGGACACACUAUAUGCAUGAAUAAAAGAGGCAGAUUGUCCUUCCCUAAAAACACAGGAUUGAAUGGUAAGUUAAAUUACCCUGAAUAAGGUAAACUUGAUUAUUUAUGUGUAAUGCUAGAAUGCUAAACACAAAAUUAAUGGCAAAUAACAGUUGAGAGACCUCUGGAAAUACACUGUGAAAACCAAAGUGUUAUUUUCAAGAACGGCAGAAAGCAGAAACCCAGCAGACAACAUUAGGAAGACUGCUUAGACAUUCAAGAGAAAAUUCUCAGAACUUCAUUACUUGAGGAGCAAAGAUUUCAUAUGAAACAGCAGUAAACCCUUUGCUGUAGCUGCUACUAACUGGCUGCAGCCACAGAAGAGCAAAGGGCUCAGUGAGCUGAGUCUGCAGCAUCCCUGAAGAUGUCCAUGAACAACGCACCAAAUGUAUUCUCGGAUCCAAAUGCAAAUCGGUUUCAAGUUAACAUAAUUAACGAAGGCCUUGACAACAAUGAAACAGCCCAAGAGGAUGUGGGCUCUGACCCACCACAUUAUGAAGAAACAUCUUUUACUGAUGAAACACAGAACAGACUGAGAAUCAGUUACAGACCAGGAAAAAGAGAAUUAUAUGACAAUUUCCUUCAAAAUGCGGAGAAAACAGAAGCCAGUUUACAUCCCUAUGAUACUCACACUAAAAUGUAUUAUCUACAAACUUUUGGCCAUAACACAAUGGAUCCAGUUCCCAAAAUUGAUUAUUAUAGGAACACUGGCAGCGUCAGUGGGAAUAAGCUCAACAGACCAAGCUUAUUAGAAAUUCAUGAACAACUGGCAAAGAACAUCGCUGUGAGCACCGGCUCGGUGGAGAGAGUGGCUAAUGGAGAGAGCAGCGCCGGGGAUGAGACAGCAGCCGGCAAGGAAGAGGAAAACAAAGCAGGAUUUGUCAAGUUCGGAUGGGUGAAGGGUGUGCUGGUAAGAUGCAUGCUUAAUAUUUGGGGUGUGAUGCUCUUUAUUCGACUUUCCUGGAUUGUAGGUCAAGCAGGAAUUGGUCUUGGAGUAAUCAUAAUUCUCCUCGCCACGAUGGUAACCUCAAUUACUGGGUUGUCAACUUCUGCAAUAGCAACUAAUGGGUUUGUCCGUGGAGGUGGAGCAUACUACCUUAUCUCGAGGAGUCUGGGCCCAGAGUUUGGUGGAUCUAUAGGACUUAUCUUCGCCUUUGCCAAUGCAGUGGCAGUUGCCAUGUACGUCGUUGGAUUUGCCGAAACAGUUGUGGAACUUCUUAAGGAGAGUGAUACUCUGAUAGUAGAUGAGUCCAAUGACAUCAGAAUCAUAGGCACCAUAACUGUUGUCUGUCUUCUCGGCAUCACUGCUGCUGGCAUGGAAUGGGAAGCAAAGGCUCAAGUUUUUCUUCUAUUUGUUCUCCUUAUUGCCAUUGCAAACUUCUUUAUUGGGACAGUCAUUCCUACCAACACCGAAAAGAAGGCAAGAGGCUUUUUUAAUUACCAAGCAUCAAUAUUUGCAGAAAACUUUGGACCAGAUUUCAGAAGUGGAGAAGGAUUUUUUUCGGUGUUUGCCAUUUUUUUCCCAGCUGCCACUGGCAUUCUUGCAGGAGCCAAUAUCUCAGGAGAUCUGAAAGAUCCCCAGAGUGCGAUACCCCAGGGGACAAUGCUGGCCAUCGUGAUCACCACCAUUGCUUACAUUGCCGUGGCCAUUUGUGCAGCCUCCUGUGUUGUACGAGAUGCUACUGGGAACGUCAAUGAUACAAUUGUACCUGGAAUGAGCUGCAAUGGAUCAUCUGCCUGUGGCCUAGGCUAUGAUUUUUCCAGAUGUGCAAGUCAGCCAUGUGAUUAUGGGCUGAUGAAUAAUUUUCAGGUGAUGAGCAUGGUGUCUGGCUUUGGUCCUCUCAUCACAGCUGGCAUCUUUUCAGCUACUCUGUCUUCAGCUCUAGCAUCUCUUGUCAGCGCACCCAAAGUGUUCCAGGCUCUUUGCAAGGACAACGUCUACAAAGGGCUCGAGUUCUUUGCCAAAGGAUAUGGAAAAAACAACGAGCCCAUCAGGGGAUAUGUUCUCACUUUCGUGAUUGCUAUGGCAUUCAUUUUGAUUGCUGAACUGAAUACCAUUGCUCCCAUCAUUUCCAAUUUCUUCCUGGCUUCAUACGCCCUGAUUAACUUCUCCUGCUUUCAUGCCUCAUACGCAAAAUCUCCAGGUUGGAGACCUGCAUUCAGGUAUUAUAACAUGUGGGUGUCACUUUUUGGAGCCCUGCUAUGCUGCGGUGUGAUGUUUGUCAUCAACUGGUGGGCAGCUCUCAUCACUUAUGCCAUUGAGCUCUUUCUAUAUAUUUAUGUAACAUAUAAGAAGCCAGAAGUAAACUGGGGCUCCUCUACACAGGCUCUUUACUUUGUUAAUGCCUUAGACAGCGCUCUGGCAUUAACGACGGUGGAAGACCACGUGAAAAAUUUCAGACCCCAGUGCAUAGCACUAACAGGAGCUCCUAUGAUCAGGCCUGCUCUGCUGGACAUCACACACACCUUCACCAAGAACAACGGGCUGUGCAUCUGCUGUGAAGUGUUCAUGGGCCCACGCAAGCUGUGUGUUAAGGAGAUGAACAGUGGCAUGGAAAAAAAGCAGGCCUGGCUCACAAAAAACAAAAGAAAAGCCUUUUAUGCAGCAGUGGCAGCUGACAGCUUCAGAGACGGAGUCAAAAGUCUUCUUCAAGCCUCGGGCUUGGGCAGAAUGAAACCAAAUACCUUGGUGAUUGGAUUUAAGAAGGACUGGAGAACUGCACCUGCCAUACAAAUUGAAAACUAUGUGGGUGUUAUACAUGAUGCCUUUGAUUUUGAGCUCGGGGUGAUUAUUGUCAGAAUUAGCCAAGGAUUUGAUAUCUCUCAGGUCCUUCAGGUUCAAGAGGAAUUAGAGAAGCUGGAGCAGGAGAGACUGGCACUGGAAGCCACCAUUAAGGAAAAUGAGUUUGAAGAAGGAAAAAGAGGUAUCUGUGGAUUCUUCAAAAAAGCCAGCACACUCAACAUCUCAAAACAUGAAACAAAAAAGGAGAGCACCAUUAACACCAUGCAGUCAAUGCAUGUGGGUGAAUUCAAUCAGAAGCUGCUAGAAGCCAGCACUCAAUUUAAAAAGAAGCAGGGAAAAGGAACAAUUGACAUUUGGUGGCUGUUCGAUGACGGAGGUCUAACAAUCCUAAUUCCUUACAUUCUAACUAUCAGGAAGAAGUGGAAAAAUUGUAAAUUAAGGAUCUUCACUGGAGGAAAAGUCAAUAGGAUUGAAGAAGAAAAACUAGUGAUGGCUUCACUCCUAAGCAAAUUCAGAAUAAAAUUUGCUGAUAUUAAUAUCAUUUGUGAUAUCAAUAUAAAGCCCAACAAAGAGAGCUGGAAAUUCUUUGAAGAGAUGAUUGAACCAUAUCGUCUCCAUGAAAGCUGCAAAGAUAUAACAACUGCUGAGAAAUUAAAGCGAGAGACUCCAUGGAAAAUUACAGACGCAGAGCUGGAAGCAUUCAAGGAGAAGAGUUACCGCCAGGUCCGUCUGAACGAACUCCUACAAGAGCAUUCCAGAGCAGCCAACAUCAUUGUCCUGAGCCUCCCUGUGGCAAGAAAAGGAGCAGUGUCUGAUUACCUGUAUUUGGCUUGGCUAGAAAUUCUCUCCAAGAACCUUCCUCCAGUCCUAAUGGUCAGAGGCAACCACAAAAAUGUACUGACUUUCUAUUCUUAGGAAAACCUCGGUGCCUAGAAUAUGCCUUGCUUGAUCUCAACAUCCAUGUUUGUAAUGGCAGUGAUUUAUUAAAGACAUACUUACCUAAAACAAAUCUAAAAGUUAAAUAAUUAACAGAAAUUUUUUUAAAAAAAUCCAAAGCAACACAGCAAAGAAUUAGACAAAAAAAAAAUGUAAAUGGUCCCUGCUGGUGUUACACUCCAGUACAGGCAAAAGAAGGAAAAUCUACCUAUAUAUUAUAUAAGUCAGAAAAUAUUUGAAUGCACAAAGAAGAAAUUCCUCUGAUUUUAUAGAGUAUUGAAAAUUAUUUGAUAUUAAUCCUAGAAAGCCAAAAUUAACUGCUACAAUAUAAAUUUCAUUAAAUCUACAAGUAAAUACUUCUUUCAAAUUGCACUAUCAUAGUUGCUAAUAGACACAAAGUAGGAUUAAAAUGAAAUACACCAACCUGUGAGAGAGAAUAAAACCUGUAUGGCAUCCAUCAGGUCAAAGCCAUAAACUAACAGAAUGCAAGUGGAAUACUUGCAAUGCUGUUUGAUUGUAAUAUUGCCAAAUUAAGACCUAUUUCUACAGUAGAUGCUUUUACUUAAUUUGUUCUGCUAAUUUGUAUUAACUGUAACACUUCUAAUUAACUGACAAACAAAAACCUCACCUUUAUAAGAAUAUGGACUCUACAUGACAAGACUUGAUAUUGAAUUUUCAAGCUUUGACAUGGAAUACAAUGUAUGAUUGCAAUAAUCAAAUGUGGUACGUAUAUUUCACAAAAAAAUUAGUAAAAUAAUAAAUAUUCAAACAAUUUUUGCUAGGAAUAUUAGGGUUAAUACAAUCUGACAUUAUACUUUGGGAUAAUAUGUACAGUGAUUUAUGUGAUUAGAAAAUAACAAAAACUCAUUAACUGAGUUGAAUGCCUUAUUUUUUGAUUUAUAUAAAAGAUCUAUCUUAUUUUUUGACUUUCUAAAUAACAUUCAUUGUACACUAACUUAAAAUAAAGGAAAUCCAUUAA